AGAGUUCCUAGGAAAGGUUAAACUGAGCAGCGCUGCUUCCGAUACGGAGAAAACCGGUCUUCCGGUGCGUGGCGGAGCCCUUCGCUCGCGCCGUGACGCGAGGCCACUUCGUGAUUGGCUGGGGCGGGGCUCCGGCCGCAGCCGCGGGAGGUCCAGACGUGGGCGGCCGUGGGGUUUACAGGUAGCAAAUGACACGCAUCUGGAUGGGGCUGCUGGCAGACUGAUGCCUAACCCUUCCCAGAAUGGCCUGUAGAACAGAAGCUGAGCCCAGCCGGCGUCCGCUAGAUGCACUGGCCUGCACUAGCACUGAGGAAUGUCCCACUGCUCCAACUGGAAGCCAUUCCGUUUGCAUGGUGUCUGACUUUUUCUACCCCAACAUGGGAGGCGUGGAAAGCCACAUUUACCAGCUCUCUCAGUGCCUGAUCGAACGAGGGCACAAGGUCAUAAUCAUCACCCAUGCUUAUGGAAAUCGGAAAGGUGUCCGUUACCUCACCAAUGGCCUCAAAGUCUAUUACUUGCCUCUGAAAGUCAUGUACAACCAGUCGACAGCCACGACCCUCUUCCACAGUCUGCCCCUGCUCAGGUACAUAUUUGUUCGGGAGAGGAUCAGUAUAAUCCACGCCCACAGCUCGUUUUCUGCCAUGGCCCAUGAUGCCCUUUUUCACGGCAAAACCAUGGGGCUUCAGACAGUCUUCACGGACCAUUCCCUGUUUGGAUUUGCUGAUGUCAGCUCGGUGCUAACCAAUAAGCUUCUGACCGUGUCUCUCUGCGACACAAACCACAUCAUCUGCGUCUCCUACACAAGCAAGGAGAACACCGUACUCAGAGCCGCGCUGAACCCAGAGAUCGUGUCUGUCAUUCCGAAUGCUGUAGAUCCUACCGACUUUACUCCAGACCCGCGUCAAAGGAAAAAAGACAUGGUGACGAUUGUGGUCAUCAGCAGGCUUGUUUACAGAAAAGGGACUGACUUGCUUUGUGGCAUAAUCCCUGAGCUCUGUCUGAAAUAUCCAGAUUUGAACUUCAUAAUUGGAGGAGAAGGACCAAAGAGAAUCAUUUUGGAAGAAGUGCGGGAAAGAUACCAGCUACAUGACAGGGUGCGUCUCUUGGGAGCUUUAGAACACAAGGAUGUUCGUAACGUCUUGGUUCAAGGACAUAUUUUUCUUAAUACCUCCCUUACCGAAGCAUUUUGCAUGGCGAUUGUGGAAGCAGCCAGUUGUGGUUUACAGGUUGUGAGUACCCGGGUUGGUGGAAUUCCUGAGGUACUGCCAGAAAGUCUCAUUAUUUUAUGUGAGCCUUCCGUAAAAUCCUUAUGUCAAGGACUGGAAAAGGCCAUUGCCCAACUGAAGUCGGGAGAACUGCCCACCCCAGAGAAGAUCCAUGGCGUCGUCAAGACUUUCUACACCUGGAGGAAUGUUGCGGAGAGAACCGAAAAAGUGUAUGACCGGGUGAUUGGCGAAGCUGUGUUAUCCAUAGACCAAAGACUGGAUCGACUCAUGUCUCACUGUGGUUCAGUAACCGGCUGUAUUUUUGCCUUGCUGGCAGUCUUCAACAUCCUCUUCCUCAUUUUUCUGCGGUGGAUCACCCCAGAUUCCCUCAUUGAUGUCGCAGUAGAUGCCUCAGGGCCCCUGAGUUCCUGGCCUCUUCCCCAGUGUUCUCCCAGGGACAAAAUGAACCCGCAUAGCAACGAGGAUUCUGAAACCUGAUUGAAGGAGGCCGGGCAGUACCUUUUGGAAGAUGGGCGAUAGUUUUAUGGAGACUAUUGCAAAUAAGUUUAGUUGUUGUUAAAGUUAAUUUAGUACGUUAUGCUACCUCUUUUAUCAUUCAGCAUUUUAUUUUGAGGAGAGGGGAAAAUGUGUGCAAACCCCGAGUGUAGAAACUCCUUGCACUUGUUUCAGAUGUGAGAGAGCGUUGAUGCUGCUCAGGUAUGCAACUUCUCAGACCACUGAAACAGCCCGAGAGCCGAGAGGUUUGCACACUCUGUCUGGGGAACUUUGGGUGCUGAAGGGCCAAACGUUUUCUGGGUCUCUUUUGGCCCGUUUUUAAUGUUACACCAUUCAUUAGAGAUUCACCAAGUGUUUACAAGUUUUUUUAGGGAGCUACAAGAGGUCUCUGAGUAUAUAAGUCCCGUUCUUAAGUCUACUGGGGAUACUCCACCAACAUCUCAUACAACCAGCAGGUUUCUCUCAUGAGAUGGUCCGUUCAUUAUCAGCAUCUUCAGAGCACCUACUCUAUUAGAUUGUUAAGCUGGAUACUUGCUGCUGGUUAAGGGCCUGAGGGGCAGUCAGCCCCUCUUUGCUUGGUACUCAAAUGGCUGACUUCGUGGCAGCAACCCUUGCCAUGCCCUGGUGUAAAUAGCCGCCAUGCCCCUUGUGGCUGGACCUGUCUGAGCACUUUGUUGAUCCGACUGUACAGGUUUGCCUAGGGAGAAGCCUUUGUCUUCAGCUUUCUUUCGGAGACUUUUUACGUUGGACACACUAAGGACCGCUAUCACUGUUGAGGAUCGGGCAGAGAAACUCCACACCUUCCAGUGCAUGAGUUCGUGUUCUGUAACUGCCUUCUUGCAUUCUGAGAAGAAUGUACAAGAUGUGCCAUCCCCGAGUCAGCUGCUACCCCCACACCUUGGCGCCAAGUCGCUCUCCCCUUCCUUCACUUGUGGCCUCGCUGAUGUCGCCAAGUAUUGUUGUGUCUAAAGUCUCACCCGGCGUUGACCCUUGUAGAACAUGGUUUCUCCCUGCGGGUGAUUGUUGUUAUUUAUGCAGUGACGGUUGCCCAGAGCCAUGGGUUUUUGAACCCUACAUUUGUUAGCCACGCAGUCUGUAUGACUCAUUCUUGGAGUGCUUUUCGAUUCUGUUGUGUUGCUAUUAAGACUGGAAGGACGAAGCACUUGUGGGUGGACGAGGUGAAUUCUGUCAGUAUUGUGAGUUUCUUAAUGUUAGCAUUCCCAAAACUUCUUGAACGUAUCUUUAACAUGACUGUGAACAGUUGCCACUGAAAAAACGAAAUUGUAUUUUGUGUGUAUACAAACAACUUAUAGAAUCUAGAAAUUAGAGUGUCGUUUUGAGAAAAGAAAACAAAACACUGGGAAAAUUCACACCAUUGACCCUCCCUAGGAUGGUCUUGGGAGAAGAGGAAUUAUCGGACUGAAAUGUGACAGUGCCAAUAUGGGUGAGAAACCCCAACACCCGGGUUCCUUCUGUUCUGCAACUGUUAAAGGCAUACGACUUCACUUUGGUUUUGGGCUUUAUUUGCCCUCUAACAUUUUCAUGUGUAUUCGGUGUGUACCUCACUUAAGACAAGAUUUCAGUUGUUUUUGCCUAUAAAAUGCGUUAUUUGCUAAUGAAAAGGAUUUUCCUUGGUAAAAACAAAGUACAUUUGUUGGGCUUCUAGAGAUCAUCAGUUUGAAACUUCCUGGAGACCUUAACUUGGAACGCAGUGGUGCACCGGUCAGUAUGUGGGCUACGUCUAUUUUAAUAUUCUCCAAGAUUGCUCCAUGUCCAAAAAUAAAGGCCCAAAUGGCAUUUUGACAGUUU
Messenger RNA from Echinops telfairi (small Madagascar hedgehog), 3530 nucleotides. It is a transcript of the gene PIGA, whose product is annotated as phosphatidylinositol glycan anchor biosynthesis class A. The record is from RefSeq and is a predicted model, not a curated record. Lineage: Eukaryota; Metazoa; Chordata; Mammalia; Afrosoricida; Tenrecidae. The coding region runs from base 243 to 1703 and encodes 486 amino acids. Gene Ontology annotation, cellular component: glycosylphosphatidylinositol-N-acetylglucosaminyltransferase (GPI-GnT) complex. The transcript is spliced from 6 exons. Gene Ontology annotation, molecular function: phosphatidylinositol N-acetylglucosaminyltransferase activity. Gene Ontology annotation, biological process: GPI anchor biosynthetic process.